CGGAGCCGGGCCAAAGAUGACAUCAAGAAGGUGAUGGCGACCAUCGAGAAGGUCCGGAGAUGGGAGAAGCGCUGGGUGACUGUGGGUGACACUUCCCUUCGAAUCUUCAAGUGGGUUCCUGUGGUGGAUCCUCAGGAGGAGGAGAGGCGUCGGGCAGGAGGCGGGACAGAGAGAUCCCGUGGCCGGGAGAGACGCGGCAGGGGCACCAGUCCCAGAGGGGGUUGCCCCCUCAUCCUGUUGGACCUCAAUGCAGAUGAGAACAGCAACCAGAGUUUCCAUUCAGAAGGUUCACUGCAGAAGGGCACUGAGCCCAGCCCUGGGGGGACUCCUCAGCCCAGCCGUCCUGGGUCCCCGACUGGACCCCCAGAAGCUAUUACAGAGGAUACUCAGCCCCCACAGUUGGGCCAAGAGAGAGACCCAGGGGGUACACCCGCAGGCGGUACUGAUGACCCCCCGAAGUUGACCAAGGAGGAGCCUGUUCCAGAAUUGCUGGAAGCUGAGGAUUCUGGAGUGAGAAUGACAAGGAGAGCCCUCCAAGAGAAAGCCUUGAAAACAGAGCCCCUCAGGAGGCUUCUUCCCAGGAGAGGCCUCCGGACGAAUGCUCGGUCUACUUCCACGGUGCCAGACACCAGAGCUCUGGGAGGUGGGAGCAAGGCCCAGAGGGCACCCAGGACGAUACCACAAGGGAAGGGGAGGUGAGCGGGCCCCUCCCACUAGGUGAGGCCCUUAGGUCUUCUUUAGUGACCCAAGAUUCAGUCACCUACUUGCACCAGUUAAGGGUAGAGAGAGCUUUGGAGCUGGAUGCCUGCUGUGUGGACUUCGAGGUAGGCAAUCAGCCCUCCACUUGGCCCUAACCCUAAAUCAUGGAUCCAUCUUGCUUGCUGUGGGUCCAAAACUUUGGGGCUUGGGGCAGGUCACAGACAAGGAGUGUCUGAGGACGCUGCUAGAUGAUGCCCAGAAACAACCUGAAUAUACAAAAGAGUAGACGCAGGGCCAACUCGGCCACCUUUUCAUGCACCAGGGCAGCCAUCCACCAAAGGGCCAGGCAUGGCCCCCAGGGUGGCUCCUUCAGCCUCUGGAACCAUGGAAUCUACUCUGGUGAGCAGCAAGCAGUGUCUGAAGCAUUGGGCAACAGGUGCUAGGUGCUACCUUGCGGAGUCUGCGAAAGGUGUCAAAAUUCAUGCUUGUGUAGAGAUACCACUCCAACAAGCACCUGGCAGAUUCCCUUCCCUCCACGGGCCUUUGAACGUUAGGCCUGCCAAAUAAUCUGUGGCUCAAGAAAGCAUACGCCAACCUUGCCUGUCAAUCGAGGGGCACACAUGGUCUAGUGACCUUUUGGACCAGGCCAACACCUCCUGCUGUAGGACCCAAGUCCAGAAAUGGAUGGAGACUUGUGGUCCAGCUCUGAGCCUGCCAAAUCUACCUGGAAACUACCCAUUUUGAGGAACCCAUGGCAAAGGAGCCAUUUGUGUGAUUCCAAGGGCUUUCAUCAACCUCUUGCUCCUGACUUAACAACGUAUUGGGCCCACUGUGCCAGGAAAUAAUGUCUCCCACUUAAUGAGGGCUUACUCUACUACAUAUUGCAAUUUGUGGGAAUUAUUUAAUACAAUAUUCUAGUGUCAUAGAUCCUGUUACUUUUACAUUUUACAGAUAGGGAAACUAAAUAGCCCAGAUGUUUACGAGCUUGCCCUAAGUCACACACCCUGCCUGUGGCAGAACCAGCAUUCUGACUGCUGCCUGCCUGACUCCACAGUCCCUGCUGGAACACCACUUCUUGUGCUGGGCAUGCUGGUGGGGCUAAAGCUGUGACUUUGUUAAGGCACUCACUUAAGGAGCAUCCUUUUUGCUCAGUGGAAAAUUAUAUAGGACUUUAAAUUUUUUUAUCAAUUUUUAUUUAUUUAUUGUCUUACUACACAGCCUUUGCUGGCCUGGAACUCACUAGACCAGGCGGGUCUUGAACUCACAGAGAUCUACCUGCCUCUGCCUCCUGACUGCUGGGAUUAAAGGUGCGUGACACCAUGCCCAGCUCAGGACAUUUUUUUUUAAUAGUAAAAUGAGCAGAUGCCCUUUGGGAGGAAAGCAAACUUUGUGUCCAUAAUGGAGGUGAUGUAGAAAUUCUGUGGUAAGGCCAAUGAUCCCAGUUCAGCCCUUGGGUCCCUGGGUGACCUCUCUAGAGUGUCACAGAUCCAGGAAGACCAUCCCAGGCCUAGUUCCUGGUGGAAGCUUCCCAGGAGCCAGGGAAAGUGGCCAGUGCUAUCAAACUGAAUGACGGGGGCUUCAAGUAACAAAGGGUUAUUAGUUAAGACUUCUGAAUUUCCACUGGGGCAGAAGUUUUCAAAUUUCCAUCAGAUACUAAUUUUUAGGAUUUGUAAAUGAAAAAUAGGAAUUCUAGGGAGAUUCAGAAAAUCAUACUUUGUAUUUUUCAUAACUCUCUAUACUUCAGAAACUAAGAACUCACAGUUAGUAGUAGUUUAAAAGAACUUGCUGGAUGGUGGUGGUGCACACCUUUAAUUCCCACAAAGGGAGGCAGAGGCAGGUGGAUCUCUGUGAGGCUACACAGAGAAACCCUGUCUCAAAAAACAACAACAAAAAAGAGCUUUAAGCCUUAAAUAGUCAAAAGGUAGAAACUGCCAGUGUGUGUCACUGGAUAGUAUUUGAAUAACAAAAUGUUUACAGAUCCAAUUAGAUUUAAGUACCCCACAAUCAUGAGUUGAAAUUGCUGAUAUAAAAACUUAGUUACAAAUAUAUAAUUUCUCAGAACAUUCAUGUUUAUCUUUUUUGUGCCAAUCACUCAACAGGAGGAGGGACACCAAUUCAUUUUUAAUGAAUGUCAGGGACUACAGAAGAGUGGACUGGGCUAUAACAACUCCCUUCUAGUUACUGGGUCCCAAAUUCCAAGGAUAGCUACCUUAACUUCACGGGUUAAGGUUUCGAGUUCCUGCUCUUUGACCCGACAUGGUGGUUCCUUCUAGCCAGGACUCCUCGGUGCUGUUGAGCAUUGGUUAUUAAAGGACAGCUGGUUACAGCAUGUUCCCUAUUUCCCCAGUUUGUUUACUGAUUGGUUUUGAGAUUAAAACAAAACAAAAAAGCAAAACCCCCAGGUUUCCCAGUAAAUGUCAACAAGGAAUUCAGAAUAGAAACACUCCCACAGGCUGAGCAUUUACGAAGCCCAAGACUUCGAAGCUUCACGGAGUCAGAGCAUCCUAGCUCUGCCAGGCCCUGGCUGGGAGACCCUGGCUGAUGCAUUUACCUCCUUGAGCUUCAAUUUAGUGAGCAAAAUCCUAUCUAGGAGGUAAUAGUCUUGCUUCAUAAGGGAUAUUGCAGAAAGGUUACCAGCAUGGCUUUGGAGUCGGGCAGGCUGCAGUUCAAAUCCUGGCUUCAUGACUUCCUACCUCUCUGAUUUGGGGCAAGUUCUAAGCACUGGAUUUUUCUCUUCUGUAAAAUGGGAACACGUGAUCUAUUUCACAAGGCUGUGGUAAGUUUAAGUGAGAUUACACAUUGAGCUGUUUAACUCAGAGCAAGGUACACUGUUCAUGCUUGAUCCAUGUGGGCCAGUAUAGUUGUUACCCACUGUGUCUACCUCACAGGGCCAGUUGUGAGGAGGAAGGGUGGAGAGGAGCACUGCGGGCGCUUUCUAAGCCGUGAGGUGAUACUAACUCACAGUGUUUUCUCUGGAGAUGGGGAUAUAGGAAAUUACUGUCAGACAUCAAUACAAUGGCCAAGGAGAGGGACUGGUAUGCUUCUGGCCAUUGUGUCGCCAGGCCGAAGGGGCGGUGCCACUAUGUGCAGCUGGAGAACAGGGUGCCCCACACCUCAGGUGAGGUUACUGCAGUCAAGUGGGGAAAUCCAGUGCAUAUGACUUAGACCCUUGGGAACAGGGAGAAAACAGGCUCCGUUUUAAGAAGGAUAAUGUUGUGGGGCUGAGGAAGAGCAUUUGCCUAGAAUGAGCGAGGGCCACGGAUUUCAUAUCUAGCACCUCAGGAAGAAACAAACAAAGAAAAAACCCUCUUCUUGGUUAAAGGUUUGGGAUAAAGAAUAGUGUUCGAUGUAUGUGUUCACACUGUGUUUUUAAAUAAGACUCAAAUCUCAGAAAGGACCUGUGAAAAGGUGGUGAGAGGUGUCGAGUGCAAUUUAGGGAAUGUUUCCAUGGGCUGGGAGCCAUGCACCCUCCUCCCAGGAGCACACACUUUAUUCUUCAAAUGCAGUUUAGAGGGCCCUCCAAAGAUGUCACAGGCUCCUGGUAAUAGCCUCACAAACUCAACCCUCAGAGCAGAGAUGGGUGUCUGGGAACGUGAGGUCCAGUGGCCCCCCACACACAGGUUCUAUCAGGACAGGGUCCAAGCCUUUCACCUCCACCCACCAGCAUCACAUCGCUGGUCCUGAACCAGGAUGUGCCUACGUGCCCUCCCUCUUGGCCUCAGCAGCAAUUCUUGCUCUUGACCUCCUGCCUCCACCUCCAGACUCCGCUUCCUUGUUCACCACUUAAGUCAGGGGACUCCAGGUGCCAUCCUUAGACUUUCUUUAACCCAGGUGAGGCAGCUCUCAUUCUAACCAGACUGCCUCCCUGAGCACCACCCUUCUCAGCUCACUCAGUGGCAAUCCUUCAGUGAAUCUCUUGUAGGUUUCCAUUCCUCACCACGGCCCUUCAGUUUCAAACUGAUGUGGGAAGUGGGCAGUCCAGGGUCCUCAGAGUCAGCGCCUCUUGACUAAACUCUUGGGGCUGAAGGCCAGCUGCAGGGCAUGUUUUUUGAGAGCUGCCAACAGGUUGGAGAUGAACUUAGAGAGUGGGACUCACCUUCUCAUCAGCCAGCUGGUUACCCAGUGCCCAGUGCUGUGCCAGAUUCAGUAGCUGGUACAGGACAUACAUUUGUGAACAGAACAGACCCCGCCCCAGCCUUGGCUUCAGGAAGCUUCCGGGCAACUGCAGAGAGGCUAGACACUAGUCCUCCCUGAGUACCAACUCUUCGUCUGGCAUGGUGGCACACACCUAUGAUGCCAGCCCUUUGGGAAAUGGAGGCAGGAGGUUCAGGUUACCUUUGGUUACUUACCAAGUUAGAGGCCAACCUGGGCUACAUAAAACCCCGUCUCAAAAACAAUCGCACACUAUAAACCGUGACAAAUAAGAAGAAAAGUUCAGAGUGCUGUGAAAGAGAGUAGUAAAUAAGUGUGGGGUGUGUUAAGACAACGACAAUACGGGCCCUCAGUAUGGAGAAGAGAAUUCUAUGUAAAGGCAAUAAUAGACCCUCAAAGGGGAGAAAACGCUUACUGUGUUGAAAAUGCCGUCAAUGUGGCUGGACUGAGCCUGCUGGCUGCUGGGUGGGGAUGGUGUCAUAGACCAUGCAGACCAUUUGGGUGUUUAACUUUUGGUUUGGAAACAAUUUCAAAAUUGCAGGAAAGUUAUAAGAGUGGUACAGAAUACAUGUGCGUGCUGUGACCGCAAACUCCCCGCUGUAACCAUUCUGUUCCACUUGGUGUGUCCCGGUGUCUACCUGCGAUGUACACUCACACCUUGUAGUCUGAACUCUGAGGAUAAAUUGCAUACACCAUGUGUGUUUACACUUAAAAUACAGUGGUUAUUUCCUUCAGUAAUGCCUCGUUCACUGAACAUAGCACUGAUGAGACGCAGUCGCUCAAGCCCUACUUGUUUGUCAUUGGUCGUCACCCUGGUCACCUUUAUUAGGUUCUUCCCUUUAGGACAAAAUCGAGUCUACGAAUGAUGUGGAGCAUACGUUGUGGUUUCCUGCUUGUAUCUUUUAAUGUGGCAUAGAUUUUCUUUCCUCUUUGUUUGAAUAGACAAUUUCUCCUUUUGG
Molecule: messenger RNA, 5810 nt
Organism: Cricetulus griseus (Chinese hamster)
Lineage: Eukaryota; Metazoa; Chordata; Mammalia; Rodentia; Cricetidae
Source: RefSeq, a predicted model, not a curated record